CAUCAAAAUUUAAAUGACAAAACAAAAGAACUGUCGAAAUAAUAUUUUGUAUCCCGAAACAAAUACGCGAAGUUAUAUAAUCUUUGAUGUGAAUCUUCUCAGAAAUAAUCACGAUACUUUUUUUCGUGUGUAUUUUAUACAGUAAUGGGAUUAAAUACUUCGUCGAUGCUUCAAGACGAAGAUAUAGAACAAAUCAAAAAAGAAACUGGAUUUUCAGAAAAGCAAAUCAAAAGACUAUAUGUCAGAUUUUCACAUCUUGACUCAAGAGGCUGUGGACUACUCAGUCGAGAGGACUUUGGACGAAUUCCAGAGCUCGCUAUAAAUCCUCUGAAUGAAAGAAUCAUUGAUUCUUUUUACUUCAACAGUGAUGAAAAUGAUGAGCAAGAAGGUUGUAACUUUAGAGAAUUUAUGAAAACCUUGGCACAUUUUCGUCGAUCUAGUAAGAAAGGCCACAAUCCACUAAAUACAGCAGAAGAAAAAUUAAAAUUUAUAUUUCGCAUUUAUGACUUGGACAAUGAUGGAAAUAUAACAAAAGUUGAUUUAUUAAAGAUUUUGGAGAUGAUGGUUGGUGUUAGUAUUGGAAAAGACCAACUUGAACAAAUUGCUCAUCGAACUAUUAAGGAUGCAAAUGGUGACAUUGACGAUGCAAUAAAUUUUGAAGAGUUUAAAAAGGUAAUGGAAACAGAAGAAAUAGAAAAAAAAAUGGCAGUUCGAUUUCUACACUGAAUUAUAUUUGGACAACACUUACAUGUUUAACAAGGAAAGUAAUAGCUCUAUCAACAAUAUUUGUUUACAAUUGUAACCCUAGAAAAAUAAUUUGCACAUGUCUUUUGUGCGAAUUAAAUAAUUAAUAUUUAUAUUAACCAGUUAUGUUUCAGUUUGAUCAAGCUUGCUUUACCAAACUAUCAAUAUACUUUCAUCAUGA
Xenia sp. Carnegie-2017 is the source of this 925-nucleotide messenger RNA. Its product is annotated as calcineurin B homologous protein 1-like. Gene Ontology annotation, molecular function: calcium ion binding. The record is from RefSeq and is a predicted model, not a curated record. NCBI's taxonomy places the organism in Eukaryota, Metazoa, Cnidaria, Anthozoa, Malacalcyonacea, Xeniidae. The transcript is spliced from 7 exons. The coding region runs from base 145 to 726 and encodes 193 amino acids.